Orbicella faveolata is the source of this 1473-nucleotide messenger RNA. Its product is annotated as nucleoporin SEH1-like. Gene Ontology annotation, cellular component: nuclear pore outer ring; Seh1-associated complex. Gene Ontology annotation, biological process: cellular response to amino acid starvation; positive regulation of TORC1 signaling. Gene Ontology annotation, molecular function: protein binding; structural molecule activity. NCBI's taxonomy places the organism in Eukaryota, Metazoa, Cnidaria, Anthozoa, Scleractinia, Merulinidae. The record is from RefSeq and is a predicted model, not a curated record.
UUUUGAUCAAUUUAGCGCGCAAGUUGCCGAGACUUUCUGUUCGCCAGGCCCGGCCAAAGUUGUCUUGAUCUCUCGUUUAGUUAUCCUCUCUCGUUUACUUCUUCUGAUUUCUCACAUGACGUACUAACCAAAUCUGUGUUAAGCUGUUCUGCACCGCGCGAAAAUCAUGUUUGUAGCUCGUGAAAUACCUGCAGAACACAAAGACUUAAUUCACGAUGUGUCUUAUGAUUUCCACGGAAGACGAAUGGCAACAUGCUCCAGUGACCAGAGUGUAAAGGUUUGGGACCUUGGGGAGGAUGGUCAGUGGCACUGUACAGCAAGUUGGAAGACUCACUCAGGGUCAGUGUGGAAAGUAACUUGGGCACAUCCAGAAUUUGGCCAGGUGUUAGCUUCUUGCUCUUUUGAUAGAACUGCUGCAGUAUGGGAAGAGCAAGUUGUAGGGUCUGGUGAUGGUAUAUCACAAGGUCAAAGCCAUUGGGUUAAAAGAACCUCACUUGUAGAUAGUAGGACUUCUGUAACAGAUGUCAAGUUUGCUCCAAAACAUUUAGGAUUACAACUGGCCACAUGUUCAAAGGAUGGUACUGUAAGAAUUUAUGAAGCUCCUGAUAUCAUGAAUUUAAGUCAUUGGCUAUUACAAAAUGAAAUCCAACAUAAAUUAAGUUGUAGCUGUGUAUCAUGGAACUUAUCAAGAGUGCAUGCACCAAUGCUGGCUGUAGGUAGUGAUGAUCCAAACACAAGUGCUGGGGGCAAAGUUCAAAUACAUGAAUACAAUGAAGCAAGCAGAAAGUGGCAAAGACUUGAAACGCUUAUGGCAAUAACAGAUGCUGUACAUGAUGUUGCUUUUGCCCCAAAUCUAGGAAGAUCUUAUCAUCUUUUGGCUAUUGCUUCCAAGGAUGUUCGUAUAAUGAUGCUCAAACCAUAUGGAGAGCAAGGAACAGGGACAGGAGGAAAUUUUGCCAAACUUGAAAACAGCUUGGCAGCCCAAUUCAGUGACCACGAGUCCCAGGUUUGGCGGGUCGAGUGGAAUGUGACUGGUACUAUUCUGGCUUCAUCUGGGGAUGAUGGAUGUGUACGAUUAUGGAAAGCAAACUACCUUAACAACUGGAAGUGUAUUGCAGUUUUGCGUGGAGAUGGCACACCAGGACCUACUAAUGGACUCAGUAUGACUGGACAAGAUGCCAAGGCAGCAAUGGCAUCAGCAUUCAAGACACAAACAAUGUUGUACCCGUGAUUAAAACAGCGGUUUUCAGUUGUUAUUGACAUCUGUUUUUUACUACUUUACACUGAAGAGACAGGCAAAAAAAUUACUUCUUUAGUUCCUUACAGAAACCAGCUCGGGAGGAAUUGCUGAGCAAUACACCGCACAUUUGGUAGAAAUUUUGUAACACAGUUCAACCUCCUCUAAGCAGGCACUCAUUGUAAAAGCUUGUAAAAGCUGAUUAGAAAUAUAUUUCUAAAAAGAUGUGUCUCAAA